This is a messenger RNA of Trypanosoma cruzi, 1518 nucleotides long. RefSeq lists its product as uncharacterized. Gene Ontology annotation, cellular component: membrane. Gene Ontology annotation, molecular function: D-arabinono-1,4-lactone oxidase activity; FAD binding. The record is from RefSeq and is a predicted model, not a curated record. NCBI's taxonomy places the organism in Eukaryota, Euglenozoa, Kinetoplastea, Trypanosomatida, Trypanosomatidae. The transcript has a single exon. The coding region runs from base 1 to 1518 and encodes 505 amino acids.
AUGCGUUGUGACGUUUCCAUGCGGCCCGCCUGGACAAACAUGGCGUGCAUCGGCGAGUGCCACCCGCGCGAGCAACACCACCCCGGCUCCAUUGAGGAAGUUGUGGCGUUAAUGAGGCGACUGAAGCAGGCGGGUGAGCGAUGCCGCGUUGCUGGGGCCGGAAAGAGCCCCAAUGCGUGCACAUUUACCGAUGAGCAUCUCAUUCACAUGGACCGCCUUAAUCGCAUUCUCUCCGUUGACUGUGAGCGGCAACAAAUUGUGGCUGAGGGUGGGGUCUUGCUGCUUGAUUUGUUUGAGAAGCUGGGCGAAAAUGGCCUAAUGCUUCGAUGUGUUCCGUCAUAUGUACUCACGACGAUUGCUGGAGCCAUCGGCACGGCAACACAUGGCAGUGGCACCAACACACGGUCCCUCUCAGACUACGUCGUUGAAAUUGUGUUGGUGGACGGUAGCGGUGAACUCCGCAAGUUUGACGCGUCCACUCCCAAUGAGCUUUCACUUGCGGCGUGCCAUCUCGGCAUGCUGGGUGUUGUUGUCCAGGUGACGAUACAGGCGGAGAAGCUGCAAAUAUGGAGACUUCGCAGCUCACCAGUUCCACUCCUUAAGUUAAUUGAGGGUGACAUACUCGAGCGACGUGUCUCCGACUCCGUGUUUUACCGCUUCUUUUGGAUGCCAAAUACAGAGUUUUGCUACGAGUCCAUUGGCGUGUGUCUUGAAGGCGCUGCAGUGAAGGGUGGAGUGGGUUUUUUUUCUCAUACGAACACAUCGUCAUCGUCGACAUCGCGUAAAAUACCGCAAUCGCUGAACGUGGUGAGGCCCUCAAGCGAUGCCGCUUUGGAAUAUCAGACAUGGCUGGAGGAGCAGAAGCGUCCGUACACUCGACUCUGCAAAGCUCUUAAGGGAAAUUGGCUGCGACACGGCGUUGUUCAGGCGGCUCUUGCUGCCGCGACUUUCUACCCGCAGAUGCAGCCGUACAUCAACCGCGCCUACCGCAAGAUCUUUUACUCCGCAUCAGAAGUACAGUAUGGAACUCCAAUUGAGUGCUUUACAUUUGAUUGCCUUUUUAAGCAAUGGGCUUGCGAAUGGGCCGUUGAUGCUAGUAAAGCCAUUGAAGCGUUUGCUCUCCUUCGUGAAAUGAUCGCAUCCGAGAAUUUUAGCGUUCAUUUCCCCGUUGAGUUUCGUUUUACAGAUGCCGAUAAAACGGCUCUUUCACCCGCGCAUGGGCGAAAGACAUGCUGGAUUGGCAUCGUCAUGUAUCGACCAUAUCUUCUUUACGCGCGAGACACAUUGCGGUACUAUCAGGCUUUCAGCGACGCCAUGACAGCAAUGGGCGGUAGGCCGCACUGGGCGAAGUACUACACAUGGGGGCCAGCGCAGUUAAAAGAGGCGUAUGGGCAGAACUGGGAGGAGUUCUUGCAGCUCCGCAAGAAACUGGAUCCCGACGAUUUGUUUGCAAAUGACUGGUGGAAAAGUUUGGAUGGCCAGGGGCCGCUCCUUAACAGCACCAAUAGUCAUUUGUAA